CUUUUGCUCCUCCAUAAAAGCCCAAUUUCACGUGCAAAUCCCUAAAAUAAUGUUAACGUGACGUGCUUGAUUUAUUCAUGUUUUAAAAGCGUGAAAGAGGACUUGCGCUGUUCCUCAGGAGGAUUUCUGUGCAUGUGCUCAGAGAUGGAACAGAAAACGGACAAUAAAGUCAUCUUUUAGCUUAAGAAGCACCGUCCUCUGACAUGACUUGAGAAGUGUCGGCUUUGAAAGAGAAGUCAAGUUGUCUGCAUUCACAAAGACAUGAACUUAGAUGGGGACAGCAGCAUGUCAGUCAGUUGUGGGAAUGGCAAACUUAGACAGUGGCUCAUCGAUCAGAUUGACAGCGGGGAGUAUUCCGGCUUGGUUUGGGAAAAUGACGAGAAAACCAUUUUCAGGAUUCCCUGGAAGCACGCUGGGAAACAGGACUACAACCGCGACGAGGACGCAGCGCUCUUCAAGGCUUGGGCCCUGUUUAAAGGCAAGCACAGAGAAGGCUUGGACAAACCAGACCCUCCAACAUGGAAGACGAGGCUCCGCUGUGCCCUGAACAAGAGCAAUGACUUUGAUGAGCUGGUGGAGAGAAGCCAGCUGGACAUCUCAGAUCCUUACAAGGUCUACAGGAUAAUACCAGAAGCAGCCAAGAGAGGCUCUAAGUCCAGCAAUAUGGAUGACAGCGUGGCACACGUGGCUCCUAUUAGUUAUCCUAUGCAUUCCCCAUAUCCUCCUCUACAGCCUCAGAUGCCGGGAUACAUGCUGCCUCAGGAGAGACGAGAAUGGAAGGAAUACAGCGGCGAUCAGCCUCAUCCUCAGGCUCCUCACGCGGAGUUACCGUAUGGCCAGUGUCCGUAUCCACCCACGCGCUCCUUACCCUGGCACCCAUCGGCCUGUGACAACGGGUAUCAGAUAUCUGGCUCCUUCUACACAUAUUCACCGACAGAAACCCAUCCAGUGGCAAUGGACCCCGGUAUAAGAUCGGCCGAAGCCAUGGCUAUUUCAGACUGCCGCCUGCACGUCUCUCUGUACUAUCGCGAGUCUCUGGUGAAGGAGGUGACCACCAGCAGUCCUGAAGGCUGUCGAAUCUCCUCCUCUUCGUCUCCAGGAUCCCCCUCGUCCCCGUCGUCCCCGGGCCCCGAGGAGCGUCUGUACGGCGGGGCCGAGCCCGUGCUCUUGCCCUUCCCGUACCCUCAGUCGCAGCGGCGCGGGGCCGAGAAGCUGCCUAACGUGCUGGAGCGCGGCGUGCUGCUGUGGCUGGCUCCGGACGGGCUUUACGCCAAGCGCCUGUGCCAGGGCCGCGUGUACUGGGAGGGCCCGCUGGCCCCGUACGCUGACAAACCCAACAAGCUGGAGAAAGAGCAGACCUGCAAGCUGAUGGACACACAGCAGUUCCUCUCAGAAUUGCAGGGCUUCGUUCACCACGGCCGUCCCAUGCCACGCUCUCAGGUGGUGCUGUGUUUCGGAGACGAGUUUCCAGACCCUCAACGGCAGAGCAAAAUGAUCACAGCUCAGGUGGAGCCCAUGUUUGCCCGACAGCUCCUGUAUUUUGCAGGCCAGACCAACAGGCACUACCUGGGCGGAUAUGAGCUUCAGAGUCCAGGUGCUUUACCUGUAGAAGAGUAUCAGAGAAGCAUCCAGCACUUGCAGGAGUAACAGCCUUCACAUGAAACCAGCUGCGAUACUGCAAAGCCCAGCCGCUCAUACAGACAGAGGAGACUAAUGAAAGCCAAUGGAAGUUCAUUGACAUUGUAAUGAAGACUUGAAAUCAUAUAGCGAUUACCUGACCAAGUGCACACUUUUACAUCCCAAAAGCUACAAACAUCCAGCUCUUCGGACACCGUACAGUAUUGGAUGCUGUCAUUUUUUAAUGAAAUUCUUCAAAGUUUCAGGUGAAUUAUGUCUCAUUAAGUUCAAAAGUCUGAGAACACAUGGAAAAAAAUGUGUUUAUGUUUUAUUUUUUUGUUUAUGUCAGCUUCUUUGCUGCUGUCAUGAAAGCAAAACACAUGCUAAAACAUUGUCAGAUUGAGUUCAUUUCAAUUCAGCGUUUCACUCAAAUCAUGCUGAUAAUAUAAUUUGUAGUGACAAAGGUUGUGUUAAAUUAGAAAAGAAUGCAAAUUAUAAGUUUCAUAUGGACAUUUCAGAAAGAAGCUAACCAAAAAUAAAACUAUUUUUCUCAUAACAUAUAGUAAUUGUUUGAUAGUGGGUCAAAUAUUUUUGAUAAGUUGAUGUAUAGUUGCAUAGAUUUUCUUUUACCGGUCUGUACUGCUUCUGCUUUUCUAACACAAUUCUCUAUUUUUCUCAUUGUUUUUAACUCGGCACCGUGUAAGUAUUUAUAAUGCAUGCAUGUAGGUUUCUAUAUGCACAGCAGAAUGUACUGUA
This is a messenger RNA of Sinocyclocheilus anshuiensis, 2373 nucleotides long. RefSeq names its product interferon regulatory factor 4a (gene irf4a). Gene Ontology annotation, biological process: regulation of transcription by RNA polymerase II; immune system process. Gene Ontology annotation, molecular function: RNA polymerase II cis-regulatory region sequence-specific DNA binding; DNA-binding transcription factor activity, RNA polymerase II-specific; protein binding. NCBI's taxonomy places the organism in Eukaryota, Metazoa, Chordata, Actinopteri, Cypriniformes, Cyprinidae. The record is from RefSeq and is a predicted model, not a curated record. Gene Ontology annotation, cellular component: nucleus. Bases 262 to 1647 code for a protein of 461 amino acids. The transcript is spliced from 10 exons.